Saccostrea cuccullata (small rock oyster) is the source of this 1551-nucleotide messenger RNA. RefSeq lists its product as uncharacterized. The coding region runs from base 1 to 1551 and encodes 516 amino acids. The transcript has 5 exons. NCBI's taxonomy places the organism in Eukaryota, Metazoa, Mollusca, Bivalvia, Ostreida, Ostreidae. The record is from RefSeq and is a predicted model, not a curated record.
AUGUCUUUAUCCAAAUGUUAUACCACUACACCAGAAACAACAAACACUGCUCGACUGGCGAGGCUUAUACUGGGUCCGUGUACUGAUGUGUUACGUGACAUUCUAAAGACAGAAGUGAAGUCAUGUGAUUUGUCGAGAAAAGUUAAAGAAUUCACAGAUAAUCUUCAACGUGGAAAAAGAAGCCCCCUUAACAAAACACAAUCAGAGAUAAUUUUUCCAAAACCAACUAAACAAUACAGUGGUAAUUACUUAGACUUGGACGUAUGUUUAUUAUAUUUACUUCUACGCAAUGUAAGUAAAAUAGCACCACAUUCCAAAGGUUGGGGAGAGAUUCCUAAUCCUGGAGAUAGAAGCGUGGCAGCCAACAUUGAAAGGAUUCGCCUCAUUAGGAACCAGUAUUACGGACAUUCAGCUGAUCUGUCGCUAUCAGAUUCAGAAUUUAGACAGGAAUGGCGAAACAUCUGGGACAUUGUAGUGGAGCUAGAGCGUCAUCUAGGAACAUCGACAGUGUACCAAGAUGCCGUCAACAAGAUAAAAACCUGUUCCAUGGACCCAGAGCAAGAGAAAAAAUACAUCGAUUUACUUGGAGAUAUCAGACAACUUCAUACAACUGUUGAUGAUCUAUCGAAUAAAAUUGAGACUAUUCAAAGAGAAGCAGUGCUCCAUAGUGAUCCCAGAGUUGCAAAAAUGAUCGAAACAACCAAGCUAAUGGUAUCAAAGCAUGAUGAAGCUAUGGUCCAUCUAUUUGUGAAAACCCGUGCGUUUGACAGAGCGAAGGAACUGUUGGACAAUAACGGAUAUGUCGUCAUCAAGGGUAACCCUGGGACUGGUAAAACAACAAUCGCCAAGAUGUUAAUGAAAGAAUUGAUGAAUGAGGGAAAAUCUCCUCUGCAGCUUUACAAGUUAACAGAUUUGUAUGGUAACAUAUCACGGGGUGAUGGUAUUGUGGUAUUUAUUGACAAUUUAUUUGGUGAGUUUUCUUUGUCCAUCGAUGACGUUCAAGAAUGGAAAGCUAGAUCAGAUAUGAUGAAGGUCUUAAUUGAGAGUGACAUUGAUAAUAAAUCUAACAGAUUGAUAUUUGCUUUAAGAAAUGAUAUAUAUCAGGAAUGCAUACAAAACGAGUGUGAUGACGAUUUCUUUAUGUCGUCCUUGGUUGACCUAUCAGGCAAAGAAAAUGCACUGCUCAAGGAAGAGAUCCUGCAGCUAUCAGAAAAAUAUGGGAUCUCUGAGUACAUAGAAGACAAAGAACUUAUUCAUACGGUAUAUGAAAUGCCACUAGCUAUAGGCUUUCCACAAUGUUGUAAAUUAGCAAAAGGCAAUGAAGACUUUAAACGAAACGUAAUUGCAUUUUUACCAAAUGCAAUGACGUUUAUGAGAGACUACUUCAAAACAUUAUUGAAAAAACGAACUGUAAAAUCUGCUGUUUUAGUGUAUCUUCUUUUGAAUGGAGGAAAAGUAGAAGUCGAAUUGAUUGAAAAACCUCGACUGAAUUUAGAGAUGAAGCGUUACUCUUUAGAAUUUGUAGGUCUACAAAACUCGUGUGGAUUGUGA